Molecule: messenger RNA, 11436 nt
Organism: Pelmatolapia mariae (spotted tilapia)
Lineage: Eukaryota; Metazoa; Chordata; Actinopteri; Cichliformes; Cichlidae
Product: mucin-2-like
Exons: 17
Coding region: 1-11436 (3811 amino acids)
Source: RefSeq, a predicted model, not a curated record
AUGGCAAAAGGUUUAAAUCACCGUAAGUUCCAUUCUUUACUGGAUGAGGUGGAGAGCACAUACUCUGAUCUCCUCCUGUAUAACAGAGUCCUGUGGCUGUCCAGAGGAGAGGCGCUGAAAUGCUUUGCUGCAUGCCCUUUGCUGCUCAUGAAAACCUUCAUGAGCACCAAAAGGCUCACCUUUUCUGAGCUGGAACAGCCAGAGUGGCUGGAAAAGCUGCACUUCAUGGUGGACAUGACAGCGAACCUGAACAAGCUGAAUACAACUCUUCAGGGGAGAGGAGGCACAGCGCUACACAUGCUGGAGGAGGUCCCCAGCCACAACAACAACGACGGCUGCUACCACCACCACAGCCCCUGCCACUACAACAACGACGGCAGCGCCCACGACCACAGUCCCAGCAACUACAACGACGGCUGCCACCACCACCACAGCCCCAGCAACUACAACAACAAUGACGGCUGCCACCACCACCACAGCCCCAGCAACUACAACAACGACGGCUGCCACCACCACCACAACAGCCACCACGACCACAGACCCAGCCACUACACCAACGACGGCAGCCACCACCACCACAGCCCCAGCAAGUACAACAAUGACGGCAGCCACUACCACCACAGCCCCAGCAACUACAACAACGACGGCUCCCACCACCACCACAGCCCCAGCCACUACAGCAACCACAGCAGCCACAACAACAACUACAGCAGCCACCACCACCACAGACCCUGCCACUACAACAACGACGGCUGCCACCACCACCACAGCCCCAGCAACUACAACAACGACGGCUCCCGCCACAGCCCCAGCAACUACAACAACGACGGCUACCACCACCGCCACAGCCCCAGCAACUACAACAACGACAGCAGCCACCACCACCACAGCAGCCACAACCACCACACCCCAGCCACUACAACAACGACGGCAGCCACCACCACCACAGCCCCAGCAACUACAACAACGACGGCUCCCACCACCGCCACAGCCCCAGCAACUACAACAACGACGGCUACCACCACCGCCACAGCCCCAGCAACUACAACAACGACAGCUGCCACCACAACCACAGCCCCAGUCAUUACAACAACGACAGCUCCCACCACCACCACCACAGCAGCCACAACCACCGCAGCCCCUGCCACUACAACAACGACGGCUGCCACCACCACCACAGCCCCAGCCACUACAACAACAACGUCAGCCACAACGACAACAACAACAGCUUCCACCACCACCACAGCCCCAGCAACUACAACAACGACGGCUCCCACCACAGCCACAGCCCCAGCAACUACAACAACGACGGCUACCACCACCGCCACAGCCCCAGCAACUACAACAACGACGGCUGCCACCACAACCACAUCCCCAGUCAUUACAACAACGUCGGCUGCCACCACAGCCACAGCAGCCGCAGCAACCACAACAACGACAGCUCCCACCACUACCACAGCCCCAGCAACUACAACAACGACAGCUGCAACAACCACCACAGCAGCCACCACCACCACAGCCCCAGUCAUUACAACAACGACGGAAGCCACCACCACCACAGCCCCAGCCACUACAACAACGUCGGCUGCCACCACAGCCCCAGUAACCACAACAACGACAGCUCCCACCACUACCACAACCCCAGCAACUACAACAACGACAGCUCCAACAACCACCACAGCAGCCACCACCACCACAGCCCCAGUCAUUACAACAACGACGGCUACCACCACCGCCACAGCCCCAGCAACUACAACAAUGACGGCUACCACCACCGCCACAGCCCCAGAAACUACAACAACAACGGCAGCCACAACAACAACAACAGCUCCCACCACCACCACCACAGCAGCCAGCACCACCACAGCCCCAGCCACUACAACAACGACGGCAGCCACCACCACCACAGCCCCAGCCACUACAACCAUGACGGCUGCCACCAUCACCACAGCCCCAGCCACUACAACAACGACAGCUGACACCACAGCCCCAGCAACCACAACAACGACGGCUCCUACCACCACCACAGCCCCAGCCACUACAGCAACAACAGCAGCCACAACAACAACUACAGCAGCCACCACCACCACAGACCCAGCCACUACACCAACGACAGCAGCCACCACCACCACAGCCCCAGCAACUACAACAACGACGGCUCCCACCACCGCCACAGCCCCAGCAACCACAACAACGACGGCUACCACCACCGCCACAGCCCCAGCAACCACAACAACGACGGCUACCACCACCGCCACAGCCCCAGCAACUACAACAAUGACGGCUGCCACCACAACCACAGCCCCAGUCAUUAUAACAACGACAGCUCAAACCACCACCACCACAGCAGGCACAACCACCACAGCCCCUGCCACUACAACAACGACGGCACCCACCACCACCACAGCCCCAGCAACUACAACAACGACGGCAGCCACUACCACCACAGCCCCAGCAACUACAACAACGACGGCUCCCACCACCACCACAGCCCCAGCAACUACAACAACAACGGCAGCCACAACAACAACAACAGCUGCCACCACCACCACAGCCCCAGCCACUACAACAACGACGGCAGCCACCACCACCACAGCCCCAGCAACUACAACAACGACGGCUCCCACCACCACCACAGCCCCAGCAACUACAACAACGACGGCUACCACCACCGCCACAGCCCCAGCAACUACAACAACGACAGCUCCCACCACCACCACCACAGCAGCCACAACCACCACAACCCCUACCACUACAACAACGACGGCUCCCACCACCACCACCACAGCCCCAGCAACUACAACAACAACGGCAGCCACAACAACAACAACAGCUGCCACCACCACCACAGCCCCAGCCACUACAACAACGACAGCUACCACCACCACCACAGCAGCCACCACCACCACCACAACAACAACAACAACUGCCACCACCACCACAGCCCCAGCCACUACAACAACGACAGCCCCUACCACCACCACCACAGCAGCCACAACCACCACAGCCCCAGCCACUACAACAACGACGGCUGCCACCACCACCACAGCCCCAGCCACUACAACAACAACGUCAGCCACAACGACAACAACAACAGCUUCCACCACCACCACAGCCCCAGCAACUGCAACAACGACAACUACAACAACGACGGCUACAACAACCACCACAGCAGCCACCACCACCACAACCCCAGUCACUACAACAACGACAGCCCCUACCACCACCACCACAGCAGCCACAACCACCACAGCCCCAGCCACUACAACAACGACGGCUGCCACCACCACCACAGCCCCAGCCACUACAACAACAACGUCAGCCACAACGACAACAACAACAGCUUCCACCACCACCACAGCCCCAGCAACUGCAACAACGACGGCUGCCACCACCACCACAGCCCCAGCCACUACAACAACGACGGAUACCACCACAGCAGCCACCACCACCACAACCCCAGUCACUACAACAACGACAGCCCCUACCACCACCACCACAGCAGCCACAACCACCACAGCCCCAGCAACCACAACAAUGACGACUACCACCACCGCCACAGCCCCAGCAACUACAACAACGACGGCUGCCACCACAACCACAGCCCCAGUCAUUACAACAACGACAGCUCCCACCACCACCACCACUGCAGCCACCACCACCACAGCCCCAGUCACUACAACAACGACGGCUCCCACCACCACCACAGCCCCAGCAACCACAACAACGACGGCUACCACCACCGCCACAGCCCCAGCAACUACAACAACGACGGCUGCCACCACCACCACAGCCCCAGCAACUACAACAACGACGGCUCCCACCACCACCACAGCCCCAGCAACUACAACAACGACGGCUACUACCACCGCCACAGCCCCAGCAACUACAACAACGACGGCUGCCACCACAACCACAUCCCCUGUCAUUACAACAACGACGGCUGCCACCACAGCCCCAGCACCCACAACAACGACAGCUCCCACCACCACCACAGCCACCACCACCACAGCCCCAGUCACUACAACAACGACGGCUGCCACCACCACCACAGCCCCAGCAACUACAACAACGACGGCUCCCACCACCACCACAGCCCCAGCAACUACAACAACGACGGCUCCCACCACCGCCCCAGCAACUACAACAGCGACGGCUGCCACCACAACCACAGCCCCAGUCAUUACAACAACGACGGCUGCCACCACAGCCCCAGCAACUACAACAACGACAGCUCCCACCACCAUCACAGCCCCAGCAACUACAACAACGACAGCUGCAACAACCACCACCACAGCCACCACCACCACAGCCCCAGUCACUACAACAACGACGGCUGCCACCACCACCACAGCCCCAGCAACUACAACAACGACGGCUCCCACCACCACCACAGCCCCAGUCACUACAACAACGACGGCUCCCACCACCACCACAGCCCCAACAACUACAACAACGACAGCUACCACCACCACCACAGCAGCCACCACCACCACAGCCCCAGUCACUACAACAACGACGGCUGCCACCACAGCCCCAGCAACUACAACAACGACAGCUCCCACCACCACCACAGCCCCAGCCACUACAACAACAACAGCUCCUACCACCACCACUUCAGCAGCCACAACCACCACAGCCCCAGCCACUACAACAACAACGGCUGCCACCACCACCACAGCCCCAACAACUACAACAACGACGGCUACCACCACCACCACAGCCCCAACAACUACAACAACGACGGCUACUACCACCGCCACAGCCCCAGCAACCCCCAGCAACUACAACAACGACAGCUCCCACCACCAUCACAGCCCCAGCAACUACAACAACGACAGCUCCCACCGCCACCACAGCCCCAGCCACUACAACAACGACAGCUCCCACCACCACCACAGCCCCAGCCACUACAACAACGACAGCUCCUACCACCACCACUUCAGCAGCCACAACCACCACAGCCCCAGCCACUACAACAACAACGGCUGCCACCACCACCACAGCCCCAACAACUACAACAACGACGGCUACCACCACCGCCACAGCCCCAACAACUACAACAACGACGGCUACUACCACCGCCACAGCCCCAGCAACUACAACAACGACGGCUGCCACCACAACCACAUCCCCUGUCAUUACAACAACGACGGCUGCCACCACAGCCCCAGCACCCACAAUAACGACAGCUCCCACCACCACCACAGCCCCAGCAACUACAACAACGACAGCUCCCCAGCAACUACAACAACGACGGCUCCCACCACCACCACAGCCCCAGCAACUACAACAACGACGGCUACUACCACCGCCACAGCCCCAGCAACUACAACAACGACGGCUGCCACCACAACCACAUCCCCUGUCAUUACAACAACGACGGCUGCCACCACAGCCCCAGCACCCACAACAACGACAGCUCCCACCACCACCACAGCCACCACCACCACAGCCCCAGUCACUACAACAACGACGGCUGCCACCACCACCACAGCCCCAGCAACUACAACAACGACGGCUCCCACCACCACCACAGCCCCAGCAACUACAACAACGACGGCUCCCACCACCGCCCCAGCAACUACAACAGCGACGGCUGCCACCACAACCACAGCCCCAGUCAUUACAACAACGACGGCUGCCACCACAGCCCCAGCAACUACAACAACGACAGCUCCCACCACCAUCACAGCCCCAGCAACUACAACAACGACAGCUGCAACAGCCACCACCACAGCCACCACCACCACAGCCCCAGUCACUACAACAACGACGGCUGCCACCACCACCACAGCCCCAGCAACUACAACAACGACGGCUCCCACCACCACCACAGCCCCAGUCACUACAACAACGACGGCUCCCACCACCACCACAGCCCCAACAACUACAACAACGACAGCUACCACCACCACCACAGCAGCCACCACCACCACAGCCCCAGUCACUACAACAACGACGGCUGCCACCACAGCCCCAGCAACUACAACAACGACAGCUCCCACCACCACCACAGCCCCAGCCACUACAACAACAACAGCUCCUACCACCACCACAGCCCCAGCAACUACAACAACGACGGCUCCCACCACCGCCCCAGCAACUACAACAGCGACGGCUGCCACCACAACCACAGCCCCAGUCAUUACAACAACGACAGCUCCUACCACCACCACUUCAGCAGCCACAACCACCACAGCCCCAGCCACUACAACAACGACGGCUCCCACCACCACCACAGCCCCAGCAACUACAACAACGACAGCUCCCACCGCCACCACAGCCCCAGCCACUACAACAACGACAGCUCCCACCACCACCACAGCCCCAGCCACUACAACAACGACAGCUCCUACCACCACCACUUCAGCAGCCACAACCACCACAGCCCCAGCCACUACAACAACAACGGCUGCCACCACCACCACAGCCCCAACAACUACAACAACGACGGCUACCACCACCACCACAGCCCCAACAACUACAACAACGACGGCUACUACCACCGCCACAGCCCCACCCCACCCCAGCAACUACAACAACGACGGCUCCCACCACCACCACAGCCCCAGCAACUACAACAACGACGGCUCCCACCACCGCCCCAGCAACUACAACAACGACGGCUGCCACCACAGCCCCAGCAACUACAACAACGACAGCUCCAACCACCAUCACAGCCCCAGCAACUACAACAACGACAGCUGCAACAACCACCACCACAGCCACCACCACCACAGCCCCAGCUCCCACCACCACCACAGCCCCAGCUACCACCACCACCACAGCAGCCACCACCACCACAGUCCCAGUCACUACAACAACGACGGCUGCCACCACAGCCCCAGCAACUACAACAACGACAGCUCCCACCACCACCACAGCCCCAGCCACUACAACAACGACAGCUCCUACCACCACCACUUCAGCAGCCACAACCACCACAGCCCCAGCCACUACAACAACAACGGCUGCCACCACCACCACAGCCCCAACAACUACAACAACGACGGCUACCACCACCGCCACAGCCCCAGCAACUACAACAACGAAGGCUCCCACCACCACCACAGCCCCAGCAACUACAACAACGACAGCUCCCACCACCACCACAGCCCCAGCCACUACAACAACGACAGCUCCUACCACCACCACUUCAGCAGCCACAACCACCACAGCCCCAGCCACUACAACAACGACGGCUGCCACCACCACCACAGCCCCAACAAAUACAACAACGACAGCUGCCACCACCACCACAGCCCCAACAACUACAACAACGACGGCUACCACAACCGCCACAGCCCCAGCAACUACAACAACGACGGCUGCCACCACAACCACAGCCCCAGUCAUUACAACAACGACAGCUCCCACCACCACCACCACAGCAGCCACCACCACCACAGCCCCAGUCACUACAACAACGACGGCUCCCACCACCACCACAGCCCCAGCAACCACAACAACGACGGCUACCACCACCGCCACAGCCCCAGCAACUACAACAACGACGGCUGCCACCACCACCACAGCCCCAGCAACUACAACAACGACGGCUCCCACCACCACCACAGCCCCAGCAACUACAACAACGACGGCUACUACCACCGCCACAGCCCCAGCAACUACAACAACGACGGCUGCCACCACAACCACAUCCCCUGUCAUUACAACAACGACGGCUGCCACCACAGCCCCAGCACCCACAACAACGACAGCUCCCACCACCACCACAGCCACCACCACCACAGCCCCAGUCACUACAACAACGACGGCUGCCACCACCACCACAGCCCCAGCAACUACAACAACGACGGCUCCCACCACCACCACAGCCCCAGCAACUACAACAACGACGGCUCCCACCACCGCCCCAGCAACUACAACAGCGACGGCUGCCACCACAACCACAGCCCCAGUCAUUACAACAACGACGGCUGCCACCACAGCCCCAGCAACUACAACAACGACAGCUCCCACCACCAUCACAGCCCCAGCAACUACAACAACGACAGCUGCAACAACCACCACCACAGCCACCACCACCACAGCCCCACCCCAGCAACUACAACAACGACAGCUCCCACCACCACCACAGCCCCAGCCACUACAACAACAACAGCUCCUACCACCACCACUUCAGCAGCCACAACCACCACAGCCCCAGCCACUACAACAACAACGGCUGCCACCACCACCACAGCCCCAACAACUACAACAACGACGGCUACCACCACCACCACAGCCCCAACAACUACAACAACGACGGCUACUACCACCGCCACAGCCCCAGCAACUACAACAACGACGACUGCCACCACAACCACAUCCCCUGUCAUUACAACAACGACGGCUGCCACCACAGCCCCAGCAACUACAACAACGACAGCUCCCACCACCAUCACAGCCCCAGCAACUACAACAACGACAGCUCCCACCGCCACCACAGCCCCAGCCACUACAACAACGACAGCUCCCACCACCACCACAGCCCCAGCCACUACAACAACGACAGCUCCUACCACCACCACUUCAGCAGCCACAACCACCACAGCCCCAGCCACUACAACAACGACGGCUGCCACCACCACCACAGCCCCAACAACUACAACAACGACGGCUACCACCACCACCACAGCCCCAACAACUACAACAACGACGGCUACUACCACCGCCACAGCCCCAGCAACUACAACAACGACGGCUGCCACCACAACCACUACAACAACGACAGCUGCAACAACCACCACCACAGCCACCACCACCACAGCCCCAGUCACUACAACAAGGACGGCUGCCACCACCACCACAGCCCCAGCAACUACAACAACGACGGCUCCCACCACCACCACAGCCCCAGUCACUACAACAACGACGGCUCCCACCACCACCACAGCCCCAACAACUACAACAACGACAGCUACCACCACCACCACAGCAGCCACCACCACCACAGCCCCAGUCACUACAACAACGACGGCUGCCACCACAGCCCCAGCAACUACAACAACGACAGCUCCCACCACCACCACAGCCCCAGCCACUACAACAACGACAGCUCCUACCACCACCACUUCAGCAGCCACAACCACCACAGCCCCAGCCACUACAACAACAACGGCUGCCACCACCACCACAGCCCCAACAACUACAACAACGACGGCUACCACCACCGCCACAGCCCCAGCAACUACAACAACGAAGGCUCCCACCACCACCACAGCCCCAGCAACUACAACAACGACAGCUCCCACCACCACCACAGCCCCAGCCACUACAACAACGACAGCUCCUACCACCACCACUUCAGCAGCCACAACCACCACAGCCCCAGCCACUACAACAACGACGGCUGCCACCACCACCACAGCCCCAACAACUACAACAAUGACAGCUGCCACCACCACCACAGCCCCAACAACUACAACAACGACGGCUACCACAACCGCCACAGCCCCAGCAACUACAACAACGACGGCUGCCACAACAACCACAUCCGCUGUCAUUACAACAACGACCCCCAGCAACUACAACAACGACAGCUGCAGCAACCACCACAGCAGCCACCACCACCACAGCCCCAGUCACUACAACAACGACGGCUCCCACCACCACCACAGCCCCAGCAACUACAACAACGACGGCUCCCACCACCGCCACAGCCCCAGCAACUACAACAAAGACGGCUGCCACCACAACCACAGCCCCAGCAACUACAACAACGACGGCUGCCACCACAACCACAGCCCCAGCCACUGCAACAACGACGGCAGCCACCACCACCACAGCCCCAGUCACUACAACAACGACGGCUCCCACCACCACCACAGCUCCAGCAACUACAUCAACAACGGCAGCCACAACAACAACAACAACUGCCACCGCCACCACAGCCCCAGCCACUACAACAACGACCGCUCCCCAGCCACUACAACAACGACGGCUGCCACCACAACCAAAGCCCCUUCCACUACAACAACGACAGCAGCCACCAGCACCACAGCCCCAGUCAUUACAACAACGACGGCAGCCAUCACCACCACAGCCCCUGCCACUGCAACAACGACAGCAGCCAUCUCCACCACAAGCCCAGCCACUACAACAACGACUGCUCCCACCACCACCACAGCAGCCACCACCACAGCCCCAGCCAAUACAACAACGACAGCAGUCACCAUCACCACAGCCCCAGCCACUACAACAACGACAGUAGCCACGACCACCACAACCCCAGCCACAACAACGACUGCUGCCACCACCACCACGGCUGCCACCACCACCACAGCCCUAGCCACUACAACAACGACGGCUGCAACCACAACCACAACCACAGCCCCUACAACUACAACAACGACGGCAGCCACCACCACGACAGCCACAACAACAACGACUGCAGCGACGACCACCACAACCCCAAUGACUACAACAACGACGGCUGCCACUACCACUACAACUUCCACCACCACCACAGCACCAGCCACUACAACGACGGCAGCCACUACCACCACAGCCCCAACCACAACAACAACGACGGCUGCCACCACCACAGCAGCCACCACCACCACAGCCCCAGCCACUACAACAAGGACAGCUGCCACCACAACCACAGCCCUAACAACUACAACAACGACGGCUGCCACCACCACCACAGCCCCAGCGUCUACAACAACGACGGCUUCCACCACCACCACGGCAGCAACGACCACCACAGCCCCAACCACUACAACAACGACGGCAGCCACCACCACCACAACCCCAACAACUACAACAACGACUGCUGCCAGCACCACCACAGCCCCAACAACUACAACAACGACGGCAGCCACCACCACCACAGCCCUAGCCGCUACAUCAGCGACGGCAGCCACCACCACCACAGCCCCAACCACAACAACAACGACGACAGCCACUACCACCACAGCCCCAACAACUGCAUCAACGACGGCAGCCACGACAUCCACAGCUGCCACCACCACCACAGCCCCAGUCACUACAUCAACUACGGCUUCUACCACCACCUCGGCCCCCGCCACUACCUCAAUUACAGUUGCCACCACCACCUUAGCCCUGACCUCCACGUCAGCGACGUCCUCCACCACCCCCAUAUUUGUUGUAUUCAGAUCCAUUCAAAGCAAUUUUACAACUGACUUGUUGAAUUCAUCAUCUGAAGCUUUCAAAACGCGAGCUGCAUCUAUAAAGGCACAGAUUGAACCUCCUUACAGAUUGGCGUUCCCUUCUUCUUUUGUCUCCUUGAAUGUUGUGAGCUUCAGGCAGGGAUCAGUCAUCAACACGAUAGAACUUCAGUUUGUAAACACAUCUGUACCAAACAACACUGAGAUUGGAAAUGUUUUGAACAGUACAGCCUCAAACGUUACAGGCUUUGACAUUGAAAGGGCCUCCAUCGCUGUCAAUGACACAGAAAAAGACUAA